This is a messenger RNA of Brassica oleracea var. oleracea, 1026 nucleotides long. RefSeq lists its product as uncharacterized. Bases 1 to 1026 code for a protein of 341 amino acids. The transcript has a single exon. NCBI's taxonomy places the organism in Eukaryota, Viridiplantae, Streptophyta, Magnoliopsida, Brassicales, Brassicaceae. The record is from RefSeq and is a predicted model, not a curated record. Gene Ontology annotation, molecular function: zinc ion binding; nucleic acid binding.
AUGCGUAUGAAGAUUGCUGUCAAGGUGAACAAAGUGUGGGAAGCUAUCAACCCGGGAAGCAAGGCUGAGGACAAGAAUAACAUGGCUAUUGCCUUGAUGUUCCAAUCCAUCCAUGAGGCGUUGACACUUCAGGUUGGAGAUCUCGACACAGCGAAAGCUGUGUGGGAGGCAAUUAAGGCGAGACAUGUCGGCGCAGAGAGAGUGCGAGAAGCAAGGCUCCAAAUGUUGAUGGUGGAAUUUGACAGACUCAAGAUGAAGGAGAAAGAUACAAUCGAUAUCUUUGUUGGCAAGUUAUCCGAGAUAUCUUCAAAGUAUGCGUCUCUGGGAGAAACCAUCGAAGAAUCAAAGCUUGUGAAGAAAUUUUUAAAUAGCUUGCCAAGAAGAAAGUACAUACACAUUGUUGCUUCUCUUGAACAAGUUCCUUAUCUGAAUACGACAAGUUUCGAGGACAUUGUUGGUCGGUUGAAAGCAUACAAAGAAAGGGUUUGUGAAGAAGAAGAAGAAGAGAAUCAGCAAGAUGACCAAGGAAAAUUAAUGUAUGCUAACGCGGAAUCACAGCAAGGUAGCUACAAUAGCUACGGCGGUCGCGGUACAAGAGGACGCGGAGGUCGAGGUCGUGGAAACUUUCAUACACAACGAGAUGCUUACAGACAGAGCAACGGACAUAACCAUGGGCAAGAGAGAGAUAUAUCUCAUAUAACCUGUUUUAGCCGCGAUAAGCGUGGACACUAUGCAACUGAUUGUCCCGAUAAGUUACUUAAACUACAAGAAACUGCUGAAAACAAGACUGAUGAUACGGAGGAAGCCAACAAACUGAUGAUGCAUGAAGUUGUUUAUCUUAAUGAAAAGAAGGUGAAUCCAAUCGUCUUUGAAACUGAACUUGAUAUGAAGAACAUAUGGUACCUUGACAAUGGAGCAAGCAACCACAUGAGUGGGAACCGAGUAUUUUUCGUGAACCUUGAUGAGACAAUCACGGGAAAGGUAAGAUUUGGAGAUGAUUCUCGAAUCGAUAUACUAGGAAAAUGA